ACAUAAAAUAAAGAAGCCGUGUUCUAUAAUAGUUUAGUAAAGUUAGAAAACAUUUUCUUUAAAAGUGAUCUGAGGAAACAAACUGUUCCCCUCCCAGUUUGCUAGUUGUGAAUGACCCUUGUCUGUCAUUUCAUUCAUUCAGCUUUGGUACUACAAGAAGACUAUUUUUUAUAGUUUGCAAAGUAUGGCUCCUGCUUCUAGAAAAAUGGCAUCAAAUGCAAAAGUGAAGGUAUCCAAGGGCAACUGCAAUGCAAAAGAUUGCUUUAGAGAUGCUGUUCCUAUGGAAACAUCAUCUGAAGACAGUUGUGAUAGUUUAGACUCUCUUUCAUCUGGAAAAAAGGAUGUUUACCAUAAUUCAAAAUAUGCAACUCUUGAGGAACUGCGGCAGAUUUUUGUGGAAGAUACUGAAUCAGAUAGUGAGAUCUUUGAAGGUUUCACAGAAAGUGAGCUGCAUAUGAAUGACAAGAUGGAAUCCAUGUCUGUGGAGUCUGACAGAAGCAGUAGCAGUGAUUUUGAUGUUUCUGUUGAUGAAAAAGAUGACUUGCCCAAGAGGAAGGGGACCGGGCUUCGCAUAGCUUUAAAAUUCCCUACAAAAAGCAGAAAUAGUGAUGGGAAUUCUGAUAGCGAGAGAGAGGACAUGCCCAAGAGAAGGGGAUCUGGGCUUCGCAUAUCAUUAAAAUUCCCAUCAAAGAAGUCUGUGAAGAAGCCAUUGGCAAAGAGGGAAGAAGAUUCAGAUUCUGAUGAGAAGGAAGGGACAAUUACAAAUUCUAACCAGCUGAAGAAAAAAAAUGCCCUUUCUGAACCAAAAAAGAAAUUGUCAGAUACAGAAUCAGAUUCUGAAGGAGAGAUUGAUGCUGAAAAAGAAAACUCCAGUGUUUUGCUAAGAAGAUCAAUUAAUAUUAAAGAAAACAAGGAAAUGCUUGCAAAAUUGUUAGAAGAACUGAAUCGCAUGCCUGAUCUCUUCCCAAAGAAACAGUGUAAUUUAAACUCUCCAAAACAGAAGAAAACUCCCAGGAAAUCAUUUUCAGAAGCUCCUGUUGAGCGCCGUAUGAAUCCCAGCAGGAAUGCCCGCCCUCCUGAAAAAUUUGCUUUGGAAAAUUUUGCUUUGUCUGCUAUAAGAAUUUCAGAGCAGCUGCACAAGAUAAAAAAAUCAACAGGGAAGAAAAGUGGACGAGAGGAGGGACACAGACGAUCUUACAGGCAGUCCUCUGUGUGUUCUGUUGAAGACAUUACAGAAGAAGAAUUAGAAAACAUUGCAGUUACUGUUAAAGACAAAAUAUAUGACAAAGUAAUGGGAAGUACUUGUCAUCAGUGUCGACAGAAGACAACUGACACAAAAACAGUUUGUCGGAACCCAGGUUGUGGUGGUGUGAGGGGUCAGUUUUGUGGCCCAUGCCUUCGUAAUCGCUAUGGUGAAGACGUAAGGACAGCACUUCUUGAUCCUAAUUGGAUCUGUCCACCAUGUCGUGGUGUCUGCAACUGCAGUUUUUGUCGAAAGCGUGAUGGACGUUGUGCCACUGGGAUUCUUAUACAUCUGGCUAAACAUUAUGGCUAUGAUAAUGUCAGAGAAUACCUUGAAAGCUUACAAAAACAACUGGAAGAAGACCACUAAGACUGAAGUUGAUCACUUUCAACUGUUUAUAUUAAUGGAAAGCAACAGACAACUGAGGUUUUACAUUUUUUUUCUUAAUAUAGUUCACAAUAUAUUGCAUACAUGUCCAGUUUUUAUUCAUAUUAUGUGAAAUGGUUUUAUAGAAAUCAGGCAUUGUGCAUUUGUGGACAGUGUAAAGAACUUCAAGUCCUGUUUUGACUAUUUUAAUUUUAUGUAAAUAUACACAUUUCUAGUAUCAGUAGUUACAAGAAAAUGUUCAAUAUAGUCUUAUUUUUGUAAAUGUCUGUACAUUAAAGGUUUGCUAAUACUGUAUGCUAAAAUCCUAUGUAUAAAAAGCUCUGGUUAAGAAAAUAAAGCUGAUUUUUGUAAACGCCUGGACAUUA
Messenger RNA from Protopterus annectens (West African lungfish), 1995 nucleotides. It is a transcript of the gene CDCA7L, whose product is annotated as cell division cycle associated 7 like. The transcript has 10 exons. Gene Ontology annotation, cellular component: nucleus. Gene Ontology annotation, biological process: regulation of DNA-templated transcription. The coding region runs from base 185 to 1612 and encodes 475 amino acids. Lineage: Eukaryota; Metazoa; Chordata; Ceratodontiformes; Protopteridae. The record is from RefSeq and is a predicted model, not a curated record.